Parasteatoda tepidariorum (common house spider) is the source of this 2902-nucleotide messenger RNA. The record is from RefSeq and is a predicted model, not a curated record. Lineage: Eukaryota; Metazoa; Arthropoda; Arachnida; Araneae; Theridiidae.
GGAAAGGUUUGAAAGAGAAAAUUUAGAAUAUCAGAGAGAGUAUCCUGGCAAAAUCACCCAAAACUAGAAGAUGUCAACAAGAGUCUCCCCCUACUUAAUUCCCUAAAAGGUUAUUACAUCUUUUUUCCUAGAAAUUUUAGAUAAUUACCUAUUGGAGAUAAUUCAUGAAUGGAUAGCCAACGAAGUGAUGGUUCUGUCGAUAUUCGACAUUUUUAAAAGAUGACAUAGGAUCCCAGAAAUACGGUAGUAGAGACUACUUCAAAAUGCAAAGGACAUUUUCCCAUUACGUAAACUGAGGUGGCUAUUUUUGAGGUAUCAAAUGACUCUGCAUGACUGUUGUUGAAAGUUAAAGGAUGCAUUAGAAUCAACCUUAAUUAGCUAAGUGCAUGGGGAAAAAGAAUUGUGCUAAGAGCGUUUUAUUGCUCAUUGAAGGAAUGGGUAAAAGGCCUGUUUACAUGAUCCAAGCUCUUGAAUUCGAGAACUCAGAAGAAUUUCUCUCUCCAAGAAAUUGGAUGAUUCGUCGACAAUAUCCAAGUUCUUGAAGGUCAAUGAUUGGUCGGAUGGAAAACGUGAUCAUGCGCAUUGUUCAUGUCCCCGAGUUACUUACAAUUCCUUUUAUUAAAAUAAAUAUUACACACAACGUUCUAACAAAAUUCUAGGCAAGAUGAUGACACUUGAAUUUUUCUAAGGAACAGUAAAAUAUGAUUAAUUUCUCUAUUUAUAUGCAAAAAAACUAAGGAAGGAUUAGAAUUCGUAGUAAAACAAUUGUUAUAUUUAUCUCCCAUCGUCCUAACUCAUUCGAUUGCUUUACAAUAAGAUUAUGCCACAUUUGCAUGGAAAAUUCUGUAUAGUUCCUGAGCAAAAAAUGGAACAUGGCAGUCCUGAAAAGCUUGCUUUAAGUGAAAAUGGAGGAAAUGUUUUACCUGCCGUGGAUAACAUUGUAAAUAUUUCCUCAGAGACUAAUUCUGAAGAAAGUAGAGUGUUUCAAAACGACGAUCAAGAUUUUAAACCUAUUCUUUUAACUUUUAUUAAAGAUGAAAGUAAUAAUCAUCUGACCGAAAAGUGUUUAAGCAUUCUUAAAGAAAGGAUGAAGCCAAAGCCAUUAGAAAAUCCUUGUAAGAGUUAUGCAGCUUUAUUUGUUGAAAGCAACAUUCACGAUCAGUUCGAUCAACAUUCUACGGUUGAUCGUACACAUCCAUUCUUAGACAUGAAACCUUCAGGGAAUGGUGAAUCUAAUAUUUGUAUUGACACAAAACAUUUUGCCUCUACUACAAUUAAUCAUUCCAGCACCCACUAUUCUUUGAACUUAAAUAAUAAGAUUAAUAUUCCACAAAACGUUAAUGAACCUAAAAAACAAGUUGGCAUAGUCAAAGAAGAGAUUGCUGCGUCUAAUAGAACUGUUCAAAAAUCAACAAAAAAAGUAAGCCUACCAAGAAAAUGCUUUGCCAAGGCAAGAAAGAAUAUAGGCAGGCCAAAAGAAUCAGACAUAAGAGUUUGUAAUUGCCAAUUUAAACAAGAAGAUAGCAUUCUGAAAGUUGGCAAAGUCGAAAAAGACAUAAAAUUGUCUUCAAAAAUUGUAGGAAAGUCAAAGAAAAAAGCAGGUCGGCCUAAACAGGUAGAAGACACCAAAGAUAAUGGCAUGGUCAAGAAAGAAAUUGCAACGUUUUCAAAAUCUGUGGGAAAGUCAACAAAAAAAGUAGGUCGCCCAAAAGAAGACAUUGACAAAGUAAACAAACAAAGAAAAAGUUUUGCUAGGUCAAAAACAGCAGGUACAAAAGGUGGUAAUUGUUUGCAAUUUAAACAAGAUUGCAUCCAAGAAAAUGGCAUGUUAAAGAAAGAGAUUGCAGGAAAAUCAACGAAAAAAGCAGGUCGGCCUAAACAGGUAGAUAACACCAAAGAUAAUGGCAUGGUCAAGAAAGAAAUUGCAACGUCUUCAAAAACUGUGAGAAAGUCAACAAAAAAAGUAGGUCACCCACGAAAAGAAAUUCUUAGAAAAUGUCUUGCUAGGGUAAGAAAGAAUGUAGGCAGGCCAAAAAUAACAGAUACAAGGUUCAUACAUGGUUGCUGUUUGCAAGAAGGUAAGCAAGACCUCGAAAAAUGCUGUAGUGUUCAGAUCUCAAGUGUCACAGAAAGUUCUAUUCUCUCUAACAGCUUCAGUUGUGGACCCACUUUUUAUAACAACGUGCUUCUUCAUGAUGCGAAUUGUGCGUCACCUUUCGAUGAAAAAGAUAAUUCUUUCGAAUCUGAACAUGCCGAUUGCUCGCGUUUAUUGAGAAACGCGAAUGCAUCCAUUGAUAUUAUUUCUGGAACUCAACGUGCGCUAAUGACGCCAGUGAGCCUUACUCCUAGUUUUCCAUUUACAAAUGAAACCUUUUUUCUUAACUCAUUGACUUUGGAAGAAAGAAGUUUGAUCGAGAAGUAUAGCGCCUGUUCUGUGGUUUUGGAUAAAGUAUCAACCGAAAAGCUGCUGGAAACAACGUCAGUUUGCAAAGAAAAUAUUCCUCAAAAAAGAAAGCUGCACAGAAAAGGUACUUUUAAAAAAAAAAACCUAGACAGACCCCUGACUAUGUACAAGGAAGGUAUCGAAGAGUUAUAGAAAAACAACUGACAACUUGAGCACUCCUUCACGGGUGCAGAGGGAAAGUGAUGCUGUUCAUCUCAAUGUGUUAAUUGCAGGAUUUAUUAUUAUUAUUUUAGUUGCAGGAUUUAUUAUUGUUAAUUAAUAUUUUAAGGAAACUGGAAAUAUUAAAACAUUGUUUGUCACAGUUUGUAAAAUUAGAAUCUGAAUAUUUUUAAAAUGUUGACAAACAAAUAUUGCGUAAACAUCUCAGGAGAAGGUUUGCUUAUAACUAUGACAUGUAGAAUUUUUAUUGUUUUAUUGUUAUUCAGUUAAAUAUUAAAC